CGAAACUGAAAAUCGCUGUUCUGCACAGCCAACCUGGCAGACACAGACUUGCGGCUGAAGAGGAAAAAGAUUUUGGUCAAGGAUGGGGCAGGGACUCAGCAGAAUCCCGGCCUCAGACCUGGACAAGUUCAUAGAGGAUCACCUCUGUCCUGACCCCGGCUUCCGUGCUAACGUCAGAGCGGCCAUCGACAUCGUGUGUGCUUUCCUGAAGGAGAGAUGCUUCCAAGGAGCUGCCCACCCUAUGAGGGUCUCCAAGGUGGUGAAGGGUGGCUCCUCGGGCAAAGGCACUGCGCUCAGGGGCAGAUCGGAUGCGGACCUGGUGGUGUUCUUGAACAAUCUCACCAGCUUUGAGGACCAGUUGAACCGACGGGGAGAGGUCAUCAAGGAAAUUAGGAAACAGCUGUACGAGUUGCAGCGUGAGAGACAUUUCACAGUGCGGUUUGAGGUCCAGAGUUCAUGGUGGCCCAACUCCCGGGCUCUGAGCUUCAAGCUGAGCUCCCCCCAGCUCCAGCAGGAGGUGGAGUUUGAUGUGCUGCCAGCCUAUGAUGUCCUGGGUCACGUCAGCAUCUACCGGAGGCCUGACCCCCAAAUCUACGCCAGACUCAUCAGGGAGUGCACUGCCCUGGGGAAGGAGGGCGAGUUCUCCACCUGCUUCACGGAGCUGCAGCGGAACUUCCUGAAGCAGCGUCCAACCAAGCUGAAGAGUCUCAUCCGCCUGGUCAAGCACUGGUACCAACUGUGUAAAGAGAGGCUGGGGAAGCCGCUGCCCCCACAGUAUGCCCUGGAGCUGCUCACAGUCUAUGCCUGGGAACGUGGUAGUCUGUCCACUGACUUCAACACAGCACGAGGCUUCCGGACAGUCUUAGGCCUGGUCAUCAAGUACAGGGAUCUUCGAAUCUACUGGACAGUGAAUUAUGAUUUCCAACACCAGGAGGUUGCCAACUACCUGCACAGACAGCUCAGAAGCGAGAGGCCUGUGAUCCUGGACCCAGCUGACCCAACAGGAAACAUUGCUGCUUCAAACCUGGAAGGCUGGAGGCGGCUGGCAGGCGAGGCCACUGCCUGGCUGCAGUACCCAUGCUUUAAGCACAGAGAUGGGUCCCCAGUGUGCCCCUGGGAUGUGCCGACGGAGGUGGAUGUUCCAGAGCAGGAGGACCACUUUCUUCGUAAUCUCUGUCUAAUUUUCUUCUUUUCGUUUCUUUUUCUUUUUGGAAGGGCUACUUCUGUGUAGCCCGGGCUGGCCUGGAUCUUGCCAUCCUCCUACCUUAGUGCUCGCAUGACUUCAGGGUAGGCCUGAUGAGCCCUGCCUUCCCUCUCUACUCAGGUGGACAAGGACUGGACAUACUUAGUCUUGUGGGCACAGCGGCCCCUUCCCGGAGGUCUGGAAUCAGGGGCAUGUCCUCCUCUGCUGCUGCCCUUGACCCAGAGAGGACAGAAUGCUGCCCAAGGCCACAGUGAGGGAAGGUCUAGACUGGCAUCCUCCUCAGCUAGGGGCAGAGACUAUUGUCUAAAGAGACAACCCUAUCUGAAUGAGCAGCUUAUAAAGGCAAAAACAUUUUUUGAAGAGUUUUUAAAAUUUAUUUAAUUUUCAUUUUAUGUGCAUUAGUGUAAAAGCAUCAGAUCCCUGGGAAUUGGCACUACAGACAGUUGUGAGCUGCUAUGUGGGUGCUGGAAAUUGAACCCGGGACCUUUGAAAGAGCAGCCACUGCUCCUAAUCACCAAGCGAUCUCUCCAGCCCCCAAAAUCUUUUUAACUUCAGUAUUUUCCAUUUGUAUCGCUGUGGUGACUGUCAGUAAGAAUGACAGUAUUGCGAUUUUAAUAAGAACAAGAUACAGUUGUCUCCCUGUAGUAUUUCUGUUUGAUCAGGGAGCAGAAAGCCUUGCAGUUACAGAAGGGGAACAAUAAAGUUAUCAAAAAACCCCAGUAUGUAUUGUAAUACCUGAGGGUUUUUACCUGUUUUAUCCUGAGGUCGGGUCAGGAUUUAGCAAAUAUGUUUCUAUUGUUUCAUUGACUUAUUCGUGUCUUCUGCAAUAAAUGUUAACUUACACCUAAGGCAAAAA
Molecule: messenger RNA, 2060 nt
Organism: Meriones unguiculatus (Mongolian gerbil)
Lineage: Eukaryota; Metazoa; Chordata; Mammalia; Rodentia; Muridae
Product: 2'-5'-oligoadenylate synthase 1A
Exons: 6
Coding region: 83-1231 (382 amino acids)
Biological process (GO): negative regulation of viral genome replication; defense response to virus; regulation of ribonuclease activity
Cellular component (GO): nucleoplasm; membrane; cytosol
Molecular function (GO): double-stranded RNA binding; 2'-5'-oligoadenylate synthetase activity
Source: RefSeq, a predicted model, not a curated record